AUGCCAUCAUUCAACAGAAUUGCAGUCUACGGACACCGGGGUUGGGCGAGCUCAGCCAUUGUGGACGCACUCAUCGCGUCCGGUGCGCCACUGAAAGUGCUCUACCGUCAUGAUUCGGAUGUGAGUCGUCUUCCGGAUGACUUGCCUAAAGUUGCAGUCGAUCUAGAUGAUGAGGAAGCUCUUAUCGGCGCACUGGAAGAUGUCGAUAUCCUCAUCUCCUUGGUCGGCCACGAAGGUGUUAUAAAGCAGUAUAACUUCAUACGAGCCAUUCCAAAGACAAAUGUCAAGCUCUUUGUGCCAUCUGACCUUGGCUAUCGCGUUGAUGAGGAGAUGGCAACUAUUCCUGUCCUAAAGGCCAAAGCUGAGGUGGAAAAAGCCUCCAAAGACGCUGGCAUACCUACCACUGUGGUUUUGCCAGGCAACCUUGCUGAGUCGACAUUUGACUCCCUUCUUCUUGGGAUUGACGUUGGCGGCAAUCGAAUUGUUUAUACCGGCGACAGCGAGCACCAGAAAAUGAAUAUCUGUACGAGAAAGUAUAUUGCCGCAGCUUACGCUGCGAUAUUUACAAAGACCCCAAUAUCUCAGCUUCAGAAUCGGAGCAUUGGGCUUUCAGAAUUCAUCGUUACUGGGUCUGACGUUGCUGCGGCGCUGGAACGCAAGCAUGGGACACCUCCCCAGAUCUUUCGGGCGAGCGUCGAGCGUGUUACCAAAGAAAUCGAGGCCCGUCUGCAAAAGGACGAUGUUUCUGCGAUAUCGCUUGCAUAUCGCCUACCUUGGGCGACCGGCAAACACUUGGAACUUGUCGGUACUGAUGUUUGGGACGUUGCAGGCUAUCAAAAGACAACACUUGACAAAGUGGUUGUGGAGGGUGAUUUAGAGCCGUUCAAGGCCUUUCCACCUCAGUUUGCCGCACUCAUGGAGACAACAUUCUUUUAA
Trichoderma atroviride IMI 206040 is the source of this 936-nucleotide messenger RNA. RefSeq lists its product as uncharacterized. The record is from RefSeq and is a predicted model, not a curated record. Lineage: Eukaryota; Fungi; Ascomycota; Sordariomycetes; Hypocreales; Hypocreaceae.